AGAUGCGUCAGAACGGAUGACUGUGCCCCACCUGUAACGCGUGCCAGUGGGUCAAGAUGUUGCAGAAUGGUAGAAGCACAUUGGCUACUACAACAAAUGUUCAAAUGCAUGUUGAUGGAAGGAACACUGGGUAUAGUAGGCUAUCAACAAUAGAUGAUACAUCUUACAUCGACUACGAUCCAUCAAAUAGAAUCCCAUCAAAAAGACCGAACGUUUGUGACGAUUGUGUUUGUGGGAUCGGUAGAAAAACAAGAAUAGUAGGUGGUAACGAGACAAGUGUCUUUGAAUAUCCAUGGUUGGUUAGUAUGACCAAACAGGGUGUAUUUUAUUGUGCAGGAAGUUUGAUCACCCGCAGACACAUUCUUACAGCUGCUCAUUGCUUGGAAGGAUUCGAAAUCAAGACAAUCAAGUUGGUGAUAGCAGAUAGUGAUCGAACUAAACUUGCUUCAACAGCCAUAGUUCGUCGUAUCAAAUCAAUAAUUAUUCACGAAGAAUUUCAUACGUAUACUUUUGACAAUGAUAUCGCUAUUAUAGAAAUGGAUCGUCCGGUAUCAUUGGAUGGUAUCGUUCGAACUGCCUGUUUACCAGAAGACAAAGCUAUAGAUUAUACUGGUGCAACGGCUACGGUGGUUGGCUGGGGACGUAUUGGUGAAAAUAAACCGAUCAGCGACAAAUUACGUAAAGUUAAUGUUCCGAUCUUGUCUCAGGAAGAAUGUGAUCAAGCUGGGUAUCAAAAAAAUCGUCUUACAGAUAAUAUGUUCUGUGCUGGAUACCUCGAUGGACAACGUGACGCAUGUUUUGGCGACAGUGGUGGUCCACUUCACGUGAAAGGAUCAUACGGCCAUUUGGAAGUAAUAGGUAUAAUAUCUUGGGGUCGUGGUUGCGCAAGACCGAAUUUUCCUGGAAUAUAUACGAGAUUAAACAAUUACAUGGGUUGGUUGAAGGAUCAUCUUGAUAACGAAUGCGUAUGUCCACCACCGCGUACUCUUCAAACAAUAAAUCGAUUAUAUUCGAAAGAAUAUUUGGUGCUACGAAAGAUGAACUUGCGUUUGUUCAAGCUCAAGAUUUUCAUUCUCCUUUUUAUCAAACUGCAAGGAGUAUACGUACAAAGUUUUGACCUUGAACCUUUGACGUGGAACAAAACCCGAUCUUCUAUUCGUACCGGAAAGUUCCUGUUCGAUGAUUUAUUUGGCAUUGAUAUCACCGCAGGCGUCGAUGACGAUGAAAUUACACGAAAUUGCACGUGCGAGUGUGGUAUAACAAAUCAAGAAAAUCGUAUAGUUGGUGGAAGACCAACAAUACCAAACAGAUAUCCAUGGGUAGCUCGUUUGGUUUAUGAUGGACGUUUUCAUUGUGGUGCGAGUCUAAUUAAUAAUGAUUACGUUAUUACAGCUGCUCAUUGUGUAAGAAAUUUGAAACGAACGAAAAUUCGUGUAAUACUCGGUGAUUAUGAUCAAUAUGUAAAUACAGAUGGUGUUGCAACAAUGAGAGCAAUUAGUGCAGUUAUACGUCAUCGAAAUUUCGAUAUGAAUUCUUUUAAUCACGAUGUGGCUUUGCUUAAACUUCGUAAACCUGUCAAAUUUACGAAAACUGUUAGACCUGUGUGUCUACCUCAAGCUGAUUCUGAUCCAGCUGGCAAAGAAGGAACUGUCAUUGGAUGGGGACGAACAUCGGAAGGAGGAAUGUUACCAGGAAAGGUUCACGAAGUGCAAGUACCUGUAUGGAGUUUGACACAGUGUCGAAAAAUGAAAUAUCGAGCGAAUAGAAUCACAAAUAACAUGAUUUGCGCUGGUAAAGGUACUCAAGAUUCUUGUCAAGGUGAUAGUGGUGGGCCACUUCUCGUAUACGAAGGUGAUAAAUUAGAAAUAGCAGGUAUAGUUUCGUGGGGAGUUGGUUGUGGUAGGCCUGGUUAUCCAGGAGUUUAUACUCGAGUUGCAAGAUAUUUGAAUUGGAUCAACGCAAAUAUAAAGGAAAGCUGUCUCUGUGUUAAUUAACGUUCUACUUCCAUUUCAUUUGACUACAUUACUUCAUUUCAAAUGACCGAACAUUUGGGAGUUUCCAUUUCUAUGAAAUAGAAACGACAGUUAAAACCGAGAAAGUUUCAAGAUGAUACAAUGACACAAAUUUAUAUCUGUCGUGAAUUAAAAUACGACCGUUUUCAAAAGUGUGUCUGUGUGGAUUUUACACGUUAGAAUCGUACGGUACAAUACUCAAACGUUCCUGGAAUAAUAUUGUCGAGUAUAACGGUUUAUUGUCGAAUCGGAAUACUUAUCGUUCAGUAUCGAUUAAAAUGAUAAUAAAUAAAUAAAUAAAAAUAAAAAGUGUGUUAGUAU
This is a messenger RNA of Polistes canadensis, 2333 nucleotides long. Its product is annotated as transmembrane protease serine 9-like. NCBI's taxonomy places the organism in Eukaryota, Metazoa, Arthropoda, Insecta, Hymenoptera, Vespidae. Gene Ontology annotation, biological process: proteolysis. Bases 57 to 1994 code for a protein of 645 amino acids. The transcript is spliced from 13 exons. Gene Ontology annotation, molecular function: serine-type endopeptidase activity. The record is from RefSeq and is a predicted model, not a curated record.